AUGGCUGCUCGCAAUCCUCCACCUAUUGUCCUAUCCGAAGAAUAUGUUCAGGAGGCCUUUCACUCCUUCCUCAGGUCUUCCCUCUCCCAGGCAAAGGUCGAAGGACUCCUCGGUGUAGACGUCCUCUCGAGCGCCGAGGCAGAUUUGAUGAUCACUGGGCCCGCGUUGUGUCUCUACUUCGCCGCUUUGCGUUCGACUACAAAUCCACCAUCUGUUCCGCUACCCAGGCGGACCAAGGCGUCUGCACCUGUGGACCUCUCUUCAGAGAGCUGCCCACUUCCCUUCCGCCAAUUCUGGGCCGUCUGGUCCCAGAGCGUACCCGAAAUCCAGGCACUCGUGCCCGAGCACCAGCAUGACCUGGCGCGAAUUAUCUGCGGCCUUCUGCCUCUCUGUAAGCCGCCGAAUGCCCGCUUGAACGGUAUCGCUGCGGAUCUGCGAGCAGUCGCUAUUGAGAUCAGCAUGCGCCGGACGUUCCAGGACCGAUAUGCGAAUGACUUACAGGCGGCACUGGAUGCAGGGACGGGAGGGAACACUAGGCUCAAAGCAAGCUUCGUACCUCCACCGGGAUACGAGGCUCCCAGAUUCCCAUCCCCGAUUUCUACCACCACUCCACCCAACACACCGCGGAAGUCAUCCCGGAAGUCACACGUGUCCAGCCCGACAUUAAGCCCUAUUCCACCUUCUCAAUCUCGCGCGCCGUCGCCCAGCAUCCUAUCACCAACAUCCCCUGCAAUUGAACUUAUCCGCGAGACACUCUACGCAGCGCUCGCCGACGUGCUCGAGCGGAUGCCGCACCUACGGCAACUCGUCCGCACAGACCCGAUCCGCGGAUACUUCGCCGCCGUCGCCUUUGCGAUCCUCGACGUCGCCACGGGCUCUGCCACCCAUCCCUCUGCUCCCUCGCAGGCGGUCGCGGACGUGCUUCCCCGCUCCGCUGAGCCCUCCAUUCGGGGCGUGCUCGGACAGACACUUUUACUCUCGAACUGCCCUGAGCCGCUGCGCCCGUUCAUGGCGGAGUUGUGCGACAUCGGAAAGACCGCGGCGGAGAUAGAAGAACAGGACUCACUUGCUAGCGUCCAAGCACUGCAAAAAGGACAAGAGCCGCCCGUUCCCCGCCUCGAUAAGGUGCGCGAUAUCCUUGAGCAUGGCGUGGGGAAUGCGCGCCUCGGCGAUGAGACCAGCCCGGCGCAGGAGGAUCGCCGGGCAGCAGCGAGACAGACCAAUGGCAGCGACGGAUAUCGUCACGUUUCGCGGCCCCGCACGACGUCCACUGAGAACCGUGCUGUGGUGUUUGCGAACCGGAUAAAUGCCCUUGCACUCGGAAUGACGAAGCUGCGGGCGUUCAGGGAGAGGCAGGAGAUGGUGUUCAAGGUCCUGGUGGGUUUGGGUGGGUAG
Molecule: messenger RNA, 1395 nt
Organism: Sparassis crispa
Lineage: Eukaryota; Fungi; Basidiomycota; Agaricomycetes; Polyporales; Sparassidaceae
Exons: 2
Coding region: 1-1395 (464 amino acids)
Source: RefSeq, a predicted model, not a curated record